Molecule: messenger RNA, 1425 nt
Organism: Adineta ricciae
Lineage: Eukaryota; Metazoa; Rotifera; Eurotatoria; Adinetida; Adinetidae
Source: the annotation of a GenBank genome assembly
AUGGAUGAUAUCAGUGGCUCCACCAGCUCAAAAAAUUUCAUUGAACAACGUCGUCAAUCGAUUGUACUCGAUUAUUUAAUUGCCACUUCAACACAUGGCCUACGCAGUGUAGGUCGUGCUUAUUCUACAUUGAAUCGACUCUUUUGGUUCUUUUCAUUCACUGUAACAUGCGGUAUGAUGUUCUAUUUUGUUAUAUCAAAUAUUCUACAGUAUUGUUCUUAUCCAACGCAAACUAAAGUUGACAUACGACUCGAUCGUCGCAUGCCAUUUCCUGCUGUUACUAUUUGCAAUGGAAAUCCUUAUCGAUACGAUAACAUAAACCAAUCAUUAGUUUCUUAUUAUCAUCGUUUAACAUCAUCUAACUUAACAGCUAAUCAGACCAUUCUCAAUUCACUGUUGAUUCCGCUCAUCGUCGAUUUGUUCACUCGAAAUCAAACCGAUGAAUUGGUUUCAAUCGGUUUUCAGCUGAGUGAUGUCUUACUCAACUGUGAUUAUAAUGGAAUUGAUUGUUCGAAUGCAUUUACAGUAUCGGUAUCACCAGUCAUGGGUAAUUGUUAUACAUUCAACUGGAAAGCAUCAGGAACAGUGUUUACAGUGAAUGACUAUGGCGAGACACUGGUUGCACGAGAUGGUCUCACAUUGUGGUUUUAUAUUCCACAAGAGCUCUUUUUCCCUUCGAUAUGGUACGAUAAUGGCGUUCUUAUAACUCUGCAUGAUAAUGAUGAGCUUCCUGUGCCAACUGAAACAGGUAUUUUUCUCCGACCAGGUGCAUCACAUUUGAUAACAUACCAAAAAAGCGAAACCACAUUCUUAGCAGCUCCUUAUUCGAAUUGUACAACAGCUGUUAGUGAUGAUCUACGUGAUCUGUAUGCAUCAACAUUUCUCGAUCCAAUUGCUUCAACCGAGGUUGUCUAUUCUGAAUCAUUAUGUUUAGAAUUAUGUCAACAAUCUUAUAUAUAUUCUCAAUGCUCAUGUAUUUUUCCUAUUCCAUUUUUCACUCGAAAGAUAUUUACGAAUGAUAAUGUUCUUAUUUCGGCGAAGGCUUGUAACAUAUUCACUGGCCAAAUUGCGUGUGCGAUUCUUGCCAGACAACGAUUAGUAUCGAACGAUUCGCUUCAAUCAAAAUGGUGUUCGCGAUGCGCUUCUCAAUGUAAACACAUCGACUUUCAAACGACUGUCAGCGCACAAGAUGCGCCGUCGGAAGGAGAUCGAGAAUAUUGGUCCAAGAUCAUAUUAAAUCCAUCAUCCAAUGUCAGCGUUUUACUUCCCAGUAAUAUUGCACAAAAUUUUGAUUAUUAUUUCGAUCGAAAUUAUCUGAAAGUUCAAGUAUCGUGUAGCAGCAAAUAUACUAUUGAAUAUAAUCAAGAAGCUAAACUAACAGUAAUCGAUACUUUCUCUGCCAUUGGCGGACAAUCAGGAUUGUAA